CGCACGGAUCUCGCGCGAGUUUGCCAGGUUUGGCUGCUUCUCCUCACAUCUCCGCCUGCAACAUCCAUCAAAUUCCUGCACCGUGACUAAUGUCAAUCCGAGAUACACCAGUCACUAAGCCAGAUGCUUUGCCCAUUGCUGGCAUGUCAUCCGCGUAUAACAUUGCUUCUGCUUUGAUGCCUUAUUAUUUAUCCCAAACGGUCCAUUUUUGCUCAUGAUAAGACCUCCGCUUCCCCCUGCGCUCUCCAUGUUGGAGCUCUUCGGCAUUGAUUCCUUCCCACUAUGGCUGAGGCCAGCUUCAAACAGAUGAUUGCCACGUUUUUGCGCCAAACGAGACCAGUGUCCUUUCGCCACUCAAAACCUCCUCGGUAUCCUCAGCGCCCAUUGACCACCGCUGCAAACACCCAACCUCCGCGGCGGGCGGCAGUGGACUCCCGAUGGGAGGCACACACAAUUCAGACUCAGAGUCCUGGCGAGCCUCAGAGUGAGCGGCCGCGACUCGAAAGCCUGCGAAACGAGGCCGAACCGCGACCUUUCUCUUCGUUCUUGACCGACAACUACUCCAGACAGCAUAACUACCUGCGUAUAUCAGUCACUGAACGAUGCAAUUUACGAUGCCUUUAUUGCAUGCCCGAGGAGGGUGUCCCGCUUUCUCCUUCGGCGCACUUACUCACCACCCCCGAGAUUGUGUAUCUCUCCGAAUUGUUCGUCAAUCAAGGCGUUGACAAGAUUCGCUUAACAGGGGGCGAGCCUACGGUCCGGAAAGAUAUUGUGGAUCUUAUGCAUCAGAUCGGAAAACUGAGGAGUAAUGGCCUCAAAGAAUUGUGCAUUACAACAAAUGGCAUAUCAUUACAUCGAAAGCUCGACUCCAUGGUUGAGUCCGGGUUGACUGGUGUCAACUUGAGCUUGGAUACACUCGAUCCUUACCAGUUCACCAUUAUGACGCGGAGGAAUGGGCACGAUGCAGUCAUGAAAUCCAUUAAUCGAAUCCUUGAGAUGAACACAUUGGGGGCAGCCAUAAAACUCAAGAUAAACUGUGUGGUAAUGCGGGGCCUGAAUGAACGGGAGAUACUACCAUUUGUGGAACUUGGCAGGAACCAAGAUCUCGAGGUCCGAUUUAUUGAAUAUAUGCCAUUUGACGGGAACAAAUGGUCGGAGAAGAAGAUGUUAGGCUUUAGGGAGAUGUUGGCCCUCAUUCGCCAGAAGUACCCCGAUGUUCAAAAGGUACAAGAUCACAAAAACGACACGAGCAAGACAUACAAAGUCCCAGGUUUCGCUGGUCGAAUCGGGUUCAUCACCUCGAUGACGCACAACUUUUGUGGUACUUGUAAUCGACUUCGAAUCACUUCAGAUGGCAAUCUCAAGGUUUGCCUUUUUGGAAACGCCGAAGUCUCCCUCCGUGACAUUCUACGCGAGUCCAACGACGGCAAACCCAUUGACGCCGAAGCCAUGGAAGCUGUUCGAGAGCUCGAGAUGGAUCGCCGCCAGCGGUUUUCCGGGGCUGAGGAGCUGGGCAUGUCCGAAAAGGAAGCAAAGUUGCUCGAUGUCAUAGGCAUGGCGGUGAAGCGCAAGAAGGAAAAGCAUGCUGGUAUUGGCGAGCUGGAGAAUAUGAAAAACAGGCCAAUGAUUCUUAUCGAUGAUGACGCUGCUCUCAAACCAUCUUUGCCAGCUUCGCCGCCUCGGCCAUUCCUCCCCAGGUACGCUACUAACUCCAUGACUGCCGUUCACCAGUCUUCGCUACCGCUACAUCUGCUACAACAACCUACACCUUCUCCAUCGUGGUCUCAAGUUCGCUGCUUUUCCUCGCUCUUUUCGACGAAACCCACUGGGUUCAGGAAGUUCAGUAACUCAACCUCGCUGGCCAGAUUGAGACAUAAGCCCUUCCGCUAUGUUCAUGGCCAGUCUUUGUAUCGACGUGUUCCAACCAAGGAGCCAGAAAACAUUCCGGCAAACUCCUUUCGCACCUGGGAUGAAAGUCGACAACGAUCCUUACGAGGCAGGGCUUCAAGAGCAAGGUCUCAAGUGCAGUCGUACGGUCAAUAUCUGAUCCGAGAUAUCAUGAAGCGGGUGUACCACCACCAGAGUCCUCGCGAUGAACGCAGUAAUAGUAGCUCGCCAGGUUGGAGGACAGAAAACGAGCCAUCGAAAAAGUCUUCUGAAGCCGAACAAGAGGCUCCCGAGACAAUAGCAAACGCGGACGUGACCCUCACUCACCUCACUGCCGAUGGCGAAGCGCACAUGGUGUCUAUCGCCAACAAGAAACCGACUUCUCGCUCUGCGACGGCAACUACUCUGUUGCUGUUCUCCCACUAUGGGACUUACGGGGUGUUGUUCGCGUCGCGGCUGCGAAAAGGGGACGCACUGGCCGUGGCGCGCAUAGCGGGCAUCCAGGCCGCGAAGAAGACGUCUGACCUCAUCCCGCUUGCCCAUCCGGGCCUCAACAUCACAGGCGCCACAGUCCGCUUGGAGCCGUUCAUGGCGGACAAGCUGCCCUACCCGCUGUCAGAGGGGAAAGGCGAUUUGGGCAUUCCCAGCGACAUGGACAGACUCCACGGCGGCGUCCUGAUCACGGCCACGGUAGCGUGCGAAGGGAAGACCGGGGUCGAAAUGGAAGCCAUCACGGCGGCAUCCGUGGCGGGCCUGACCAUGUACGACAUGCUCAAGGGCGUGGACAAGGAAAUGGUCCUGACCGCGACGCGAGUCACGGCCAAGAGCGGCGGCAAAUCCGGCGACUGGGAAUGGGACUAUCAACUCGGCGAGCGCGUCUUCGUCGAUGCUUCCCGAGAGAAGGGGAGCAGCGGCAGCCCAAAUGACGGGACGGUGAAGGAACAGGCGGACCAGGGUGUGGCGGAGCAGGACCAACUCCUGAAGCUACAGAGGAUACAGCGAACCAUCAGCCAGAGACGCGAAGAGGGAUCCACCAGGGGACAGAUUUCCGCCGAAGACCUGGCCGACUCGAGAACCCGGAGGCUGAGGAGACUGCACGCUGCGAGAAAAGUCCACAGCAGGGCUCCGGCCAGUGGCGAAGAGCAGUCUACAGACAAGGACAAGGACAAGGACGGCGCUUGAGGAGCACGCCAGAGAGAGAAUGAAAAGUUAAGGCCGAGUGACAAUUGAGAGGAGAUCAGAACAGAUGCUCAGUCUGUAUGCCCGUGCAUAUACCCUCCCCCCUCUCUCUCUUUCGCGGGUGCAGCCUGCCAGGAAGGACGAGUUGAGAAAAGCCAUGCUCUCUGUUUCCUGUACAUUUACGCUGAGAGGCACUGCCCAAGUAAUUCGAAGUGAAGCACACGUUGUGAUGGCCCAACAACGAGGGCGUUUUCCCUGAUUAUUUCGCAAUCUAUAUCUUCUCACUUCCGAACGGAAGUUACCUCUAAUUCGUACAUUACAAAUCCGCAAAUGAAAUCCAG
Cladophialophora immunda is the source of this 3407-nucleotide messenger RNA. RefSeq names its product molybdenum cofactor biosynthesis protein A. Gene Ontology annotation, molecular function: 4 iron, 4 sulfur cluster binding; metal ion binding; GTP 3',8'-cyclase activity. Gene Ontology annotation, biological process: Mo-molybdopterin cofactor biosynthetic process. The transcript has 2 exons. The record is from RefSeq and is a predicted model, not a curated record. The coding region runs from base 283 to 3069 and encodes 928 amino acids. Lineage: Eukaryota; Fungi; Ascomycota; Eurotiomycetes; Chaetothyriales; Herpotrichiellaceae.